This is a messenger RNA of Rasamsonia emersonii CBS 393.64, 276 nucleotides long. RefSeq lists its product as uncharacterized. The transcript is spliced from 2 exons. The coding region runs from base 1 to 276 and encodes 91 amino acids. NCBI's taxonomy places the organism in Eukaryota, Fungi, Ascomycota, Eurotiomycetes, Eurotiales, Trichocomaceae. The record is from RefSeq and is a predicted model, not a curated record.
AUGAGCAGCGGCGGCCUUUCCAACGUCGGGGCAAGAUUCCUCUACGAGUCAAAUCAGCAGCGCACGGUCUCUCGCCAUGAGAUCAACGAGCGACGGCGCUACAAAGAGGGGAAACCCGGCAGCCACGAGCCUUAUGAUACUCAGGAGGACCCAGUCAAGAAGGACCCUACUCUGCCGGCCCAACUCCACGGCUACGAACCUUCCAAGGGCGCCAAAAUCGAUGCUGAGCUGAAGAAGGAAGACGAACUAAGGCUGCAAGAGACGAGCAUGAGAUAA